Messenger RNA from Haplochromis burtoni (Burton's mouthbrooder), 1919 nucleotides. RefSeq names its product glutathione peroxidase 7 (gene gpx7). The transcript is spliced from 3 exons. Bases 98 to 655 code for a protein of 185 amino acids. Gene Ontology annotation, biological process: response to oxidative stress. Lineage: Eukaryota; Metazoa; Chordata; Actinopteri; Cichliformes; Cichlidae. The record is from RefSeq and is a predicted model, not a curated record. Gene Ontology annotation, molecular function: glutathione peroxidase activity.
GGUGCGCAGACUGCUGGUGACUGCGGGGCGGACGGAGAAAGACUGCAGGAGUUUAUCUUGGUUCCGCUGGUGUUGUGUUGGUGGUUUGACUGCAAAGAUGUUCCCUGCAGUGCUCACAGUGUUACUGACUUUCUUCAGCCUCGCUGAAAGCAAACAGAAAGACGUUUAUACUUUUAAAGUUGUGAAUAGCAGGGGUAAGCUGGUAUCUCUGGAGAAAUAUCGGGGUUCGGUUUCCCUGGUGGUAAACGUAGCUAGUGAAUGUGGCUUCACUGAGGAACACUACAAUCAACUGCAGCAGCUCCAGCGGGACUUUGGUCCAUAUCACUUCAAUGUGCUAGCCUUCCCCUGUAACCAAUUUGGACAGCAGGAACCUGGCAGUGACAAGGAGAUUGACAGCUUUGUGCGCAGAGUCUACGGAGUCUCCUUUCCUCUGUUCAGCAAAAUUGCUGUUGUUGGCACUGGAGCCAACAAUGUCUACAAGUACCUUCUUGAGGCAUCUGGAAAGGAGCCUGACUGGAAUUUCUGGAAGUAUCUGAUUGACGUUAACGGCAAAGUGGUGGAUGCAUGGGGACCAAAAGUCUCUGUCAAAGAAAUUCGCCCUAAAAUUGCUGAAAUGGUGCGGCAAAUAAUCUUGAAGAAGAAAGAAGAGCUUUAACACAUUUCGCUUCGCUUCAAGACUCUACUUAAUGUUAAUACCACAGGGAAACUGUGGCAGGUUUGAGCAGAAAAUGAGUCACUGCUUUGGUAACAUUACACUAAAGCCAUGGCUUAUUCAUUUGUGUUAAGGAAGUAAAACGAUUUGUGGUAGGUCUUGUUUGUAGCUAUGAAUAAUUUUUUAAAAAGGUGGCGCUACAGGAAAUAGAAGAUCAAAUACACUGGGGAUUGAGGCAAUAUAAGGUGUGAUCAAGCAGCAACCCUCAGGCCAAAGAAAGGUUCCAAACAUUCCUUAAAUAGCUACACGAAGCUGGCUCCAAAAUGCGUCAGUACUUUUGGCUCGCAUGUCUAAAAAUCCUUGCAGGAUUAAAAAGCACACACUGGAACAAAAAUUGUAUUUGGCCUCUAAUGAUAUCUAGGGGUGUGGCUGCUUUAAUCGACAGGUAUGCUAAUUUAAGUCUCACAACCUUCUCUCAGUGUUUGUGGUGUUGGAGUUUAUCCAAAUUGAUCAGCUACAACUGUACUUCUUUACUUGAUCGUCUUAGUAAGAUUCAAAGCUCCUAAAUGUGUUAUGGAAAUUUUCAUCUUUCUGACACCUAAGUUAAAGUGUACUGUAACAGAAAACUUAAUUUGUCUUGAAUCUGUACUAAAUUUUCCACAAUUUCAUUGUAAUUUCUUUCCUCUACUUACAUUUUAUUGUUCUUAUUGUCAUUCUUCCCAUGCUUUGCUCUGGUUAUAUUUAGAGUUCCUUCAGUUGUCCAAGCCAGUAGUAUUAAAUAGUACAUGGUCUCUUCUUUUCUGUUCAGCAACUGAUUUAAUUGGCAUAUGAAUAAUUGAUCAGUAGUUACAAGACAAAUGUCUAUAUUAUUAAUUAAAUGUUAAGCAAAAAUGAACAAAAAUAUUUUUGUCGGUUCAUUUAAAAUGUUUGGACCCCAGAUUGAUUGGAUGGCGGAAGUAGUGGACCUCCAGCUAUUUUAAUAGGGGACCCCUGAGAUAGUCUAUAUAAUUAUUAAAUUGAAACAAUUAUUUGAGUUUAACAUAAGGAAAUGUUAGUUAGUGACCGAUUAGCCUAGUGACCUUUCCGUGUUUCUCAUAAUAAACCAUUUCAGUGCCUCAUCUUCAGCUGCAGGUCUAAACAUCCUUCAGUUCAGUUCAAUGCAGUUAGAGCAGUAAGGCAAGGCAAGGCAAGUUUAUUUGUAUAGCACAAUUCAACAACAAGGUGAUUCAAAGUGUUUUACAGAGACAUUAGAAACAAGAACAAAUAA